Molecule: messenger RNA, 2242 nt
Organism: Gadus macrocephalus (Pacific cod)
Lineage: Eukaryota; Metazoa; Chordata; Actinopteri; Gadiformes; Gadidae
Gene: wdr18
Product: WD repeat domain 18
Exons: 11
Coding region: 41-1321 (426 amino acids)
Biological process (GO): rRNA processing; DNA-templated DNA replication
Cellular component (GO): nuclear pre-replicative complex
Molecular function (GO): protein binding
Source: RefSeq, a predicted model, not a curated record
UGAACUCUCGCCGGCUCGUGUUUUCGGUGAAGAAGCCAAGAUGUCAGCGCCCAUGGAAGUGAUCGUGAGCACGGACUCGUCCUCCCUGCUGUGGAACUGCACGGUGUCGGACCUCCACUCCGGGGCCAACCUGGUCUCCUACCGGGGGGGAAACACCUCGGCCCGUGGCCUGGCCGUCCUAGACGACCGGUGGCUCCUGGGGGCCCAACUGGGCAAGAACUUCAUCAACGUGUGGGAGAUACAAAGGAAGGACCAGCUGCUGCAGAGGAUGGUGUGUCCCGGGGUGGUGACCUGUCUGACCGCCGCCCCCAACGGACUGUUCCUCGCCGCCGGGAUCGCAGAGGCCCUCUACCUGUGGGAGGUGUCGACGGGCGGCCUCCUGGCGGUCCUCAACAGACACUACCAGGACGUCAGCUGUGUGAAGUUCACCGAUGACUCCUCCCACCUCGUCACCGGAGGCAAAGACAACCUGGCCCUGGUGUGGCGCCUCGCCAGUGUGGUGCAGCUGGACCAGGGCUGCAGCCCCGAGCCUCUCCACGUGCUGUCCCGCCACUCCCUCCCCGUCACCGACCUCCACUGUGGGCUGAUGGGGCCGCAGGCCCGGCUGGCCACAGCCUCGCUGGACCAGACCGUCAAGCUGUGGGAGCUGGGCUCAGGAGAGCUGCUCUUGUCGAUCCUGUUUGACGUCAGCAUCAUGUCGGUGACCCUGGAUCCCUGCGAGUACUUCCUGUUCUGUGGAGGAAGUGAUGGAAACAUCUUCCAGGUGUCCCUGUGUAGUCAGAGUUUAAGCCGAGAUAAAACGUUCCAGUCAGAAAGCGACGGCAACCAGGUGUUCAAAGGACACAGGAACCUGGUGAGCUGUCUGUCGGUGUCGAUGGACGGGACGCUCCUCCUGUCGGGGUCCCACGACGAGACCAUGCGGCUCUGGGACGUCCAGAGCAGGCAGAGCCUUCGCUGCUCCGCCCAGAAAGGUCAGGUGACCACCUGCUCCAUCAUGGCCGCCCCGGCCAACAUGCUGGUCCCUCUGGGGGCUCCGGCCGCGCCCCUGCCGCGCCUCAGCCGGCACCUGGCGUCCUCCCAGCACGCCGAGGGGCCCGACUCCGGAGACGUCUGCCUGCGCCUCGGCCUCCACACACAGGAGGAGGAGUCGUAUCUUCAGAAAGCAGAGAAGCUCUUCUCCACCAUGACGGCCAUCACGGACAAACGGGUGGGGGAUGAGGACGGCUCCAGGGUGCGUCUGGCCGAGCUGGAGGAGGAGGUCCGCACCCUGAAGAAGGUCAACAAGGACCUCUACAGCUUCUCCGCCCACCUCCUCACCUGACUCCUCCUCCUCCUCACCUGACUCCUCCUCCCCCUCACCUGACUCCUCCUCCUCACCCGACUCCUCCUCCCCCUCACCUGUCUCCUCCUCCCCCUCACCUGUCUCCUCCUCCCCCUCACCUGACUCCUCCCCCCCUCAUUAGUGUAAUAACCUGAAUGUUUUGUACAAUAAAGCAGAUGUGUUGAAGAUUGUGUUGUUGUGUGCGUGUAACUAGUGCUGUUCAUUAGUUAGUUCACUGAUUAGUUAGUUACCUUGUUAGAGCAGAGCCAGGUUAGUUCAACUAACUAUGAACUAGCCUGUCCUAGCUGGUUAUGCUAACCAGAGCAUGUUCUAAAUGUGUUCUGAGUCCUCUUACUGUCAGUAAAGACGAGUCCAGGAGACAUUUGAGUGCAGAUAAGGCGAUCGGCACACGUUUACUGGAGUAAAUAAUCAGAAUACAUUAAGAGUAGUACUACCACAGAGCCAGGUAGUACCACCACAGAGCCAGGAAGUACUAGGUGAGUGGUAGUACUUCAGGCACCACAUCAUCGCGGGACCAGCAAGAAUCGGUUUCAUAUAUUUUAAUGAUGGGAGACUUUGUGACUCGUCUCCACGACGACGGGCACCUCGUCUCUAUGGCAACAGGCCUACAGGAGCAUAUGGGUGUGGCGAUAGACAUUCACUGACCCUUUAGUGUAUGAGGGUAGCUCUGCCUGUCAUGCUAAGCUAACGGCUACACACAGCGACACCUAGGCACUCCAUUUCCCAGAAUGAUUUGCAAAGGCCACUAUACAAGUGGUGGCCAGUCCGAUUCCAACAAACUCCUCACCAUGGCAACAGGGGGGAGGACAGGGGCAUCCCAGCGUCACGUGUGUACGUGUGUGUACGUGUGCGUACGUGUGCACGUGUUUGAUCAGGAGAGGGCGGGGGUCUCCGUCUGGU